ACCAGCGAACCGAAAGCAGUCCUCUCUUCUUCGAAAACGCACCCUAUUCCUCCCUAUUUGCAUAUCGCAUUUGUUCUUGAAUCUCAGGGUAUUCUCAAAGCCUCUGAGAGAAUGUUCCAACCAAAGAAGCCUUCAACUAUGAAUUCCCAUGAUAGACCCAUGUGUGUUCAAGGCGACUCUGGUCUGGUUCUCACCACUGACCCAAAGCCUCGACUGCGUUGGACCGUCGAGCUCCACGAACGCUUCGUCGACGCCGUUACGCAGCUCGGAGGACCCGACAAGGCGACUCCGAAAACAAUCAUGAGAGUUAUGGGUGUGAAGGGUCUUACACUUUACCACCUUAAGAGCCAUCUCCAGAAAUUCAGACUUGGAAAGCAACCUCACAAGGAAUUAAACGAUCAAACUAUAAAAGAUGAUCUUCAAAGAAAUGCUGCAUCUUCCUCUGGCAUGAUGGCUCGUAGCAUGAACGAGAUGCAAAUGGAAGUGCAGAGAAGACUUCAUGAGCAACUGGAGGUUCAAAGACACCUUCAAUUAAGGAUUGAGGCUCAAGGAAAGUAUAUGCAGUCCAUGCUGGAAAAGGCUUGUCAAACACUAGCCGGCGAAAACAUGGCUGCCGGAGGCUACAAAGGAAUGGGAAAUCAGGGUAUUCCCGACAUCGGAACGAUGAAAGAUUUAGGUCCUCUCAAUUUUCCACCCUUUCAAGACCUCAACAUUUAUGGGGGCGACCAACUUGAUCUCCAACACAACAUGGAUAGACCGUUGCUUGACGACUUCAUUUCGAUUAACGAUAACUCUUGCCUCGGAAAGAAGAGACCGAGCCCUUAUAGUGGUAGCGGGAAGAGUCCUUUGAUCUGGUCCGAUGAACUCCGACUUCAAGAUUUGGGAACCGCUCCGUCGUGUCUCGGACCUCAAGAUGAUCCUUUUAAAACCGACCAGAUUCAACUCGCAACCCCGAAUACCGAGCUAGACAGUAUAUCGGAGAUUUACGACGCGAAGCCAGUACUUUCCGGAGAUGGCAUAGGCGAAAAGAAGUUUGAAGAGUCGCCUAAGCUGGAGAGGCCGUCGCCAAGGAGGGCACCUCUUCAGGCAGAGAGGAUGAGCCCUAUGAUAAAUAGUGGUAGUAUGUCACAGGGGAGACAUUCAUCAUUUGGAUGAUCAAUUGCUAACACACACGUAUGGCUUAUUAUUAGACUUAAAGGUUAAUUAAUUAUGCUCCCUCCGAGUCUGAU
This is a messenger RNA of Hibiscus syriacus, 1229 nucleotides long. RefSeq names its product myb family transcription factor IPN2-like. The record is from RefSeq and is a predicted model, not a curated record. Lineage: Eukaryota; Viridiplantae; Streptophyta; Magnoliopsida; Malvales; Malvaceae. The transcript is spliced from 6 exons. Gene Ontology annotation, molecular function: DNA binding; DNA-binding transcription factor activity. The coding region runs from base 112 to 1155 and encodes 347 amino acids.